This is a messenger RNA of Apis mellifera (honey bee), 6422 nucleotides long. RefSeq names its product hemicentin-2. The coding region runs from base 1952 to 4687 and encodes 911 amino acids. The transcript is spliced from 12 exons. The record is from RefSeq and is a predicted model, not a curated record. Lineage: Eukaryota; Metazoa; Arthropoda; Insecta; Hymenoptera; Apidae. Gene Ontology annotation, molecular function: protein binding.
UUUCAGUACCGAGCCGCCACGGGUCAGGACUCGACGUGGUUCUAUCAAACGAGAGGUUUGUCGUUCACUCGUGCCCGAGCGCGAUCACGGUGCUCCCUGUGAUUUAUGAAUUAAAAUCGCGGCGGGACAACGCGAUCUUGGUUCCUUGGUGCGCGUUGCCACGUUCCUCAUCCGUCUCGAUCGAUCCAACGGGAUCGAUGGCGACAACGGAUUAACCCGAAUCGCGAAGGAUACAUACGUACAUGUAUUUUUUUUUAAAUAUGCACAAUUCGAGAUAGUACGAAUACCACGUUCGACGAUGUGAUAGCAUGGUGUCCCGUUUGUGGAGGACGGAGUACGUGUCAAUACGGUGCGCGACAAUCGGCAGAGAGAUGAAAACGAGCACGUGUUUGCAUCUCCGAUGGAUCGAAAGAAAAAGAAAACGAAAUUAGAAAACUCGACUUGUUUCGCUUGAUCGGGCGAAAGUAAAACACGGAAAGGGGGGUGGGAGGGGUGGGCAGAGGAAAAAAGGGAAGAGAUGAAAAUUAAUAAGGGACGAACGAUUGAAGAACAGCAACAAGAUUCGCUCUCGAAACUCGUAAAAUCUUGCCGCAAUUCCAACCAGUUAAUUAAUAACCGGCCGCGGAUUUGAUUUCGUUGAUUGGUUAAUAUCGACAGGGGAUUUAAUUACGCAUAGAUCCCGGAUGCCUCCGCUGGAUGCGAAUGUCCUUCCGUGUACGUGCCCCUGGAGUAGCGGUGCGAGUAACGAGCCGUGAGAUAGGGGCAAACCGACGAGUUCAUUCGGACCUAGUGAUGCAGUAAACUAGACCCGUGUCCAGAACGUUACUUGCGGUUAAGUUCGACCCGUUUUCGAAGUUGACCAAUUUUAAAUCCCCGGCGUCCAUCCCUCUCAUCAGUGAUAAUGUUGCUUCGAGGAUAAGCCUUCUAUUUCGAAAAAUAACGCGAUAAACAUCUCCGAAGACAAGUGUCGAAAGUGAAUGGCUGCUUCGAGGAAUCGCACGGUUCGCCAAUUUGUCGAAAGAACCGAUUCAAUUUGAUACGUGUUGCUUUAUCGUUACACUGCCAAUUUUCUAUAUGAAUCUCAUUCUUUUCCUUUCUUUCUUUUUUUUUAGUACUUUGGUGCACAUCGAUAGUGUGUAUUCGUUAAAUUUUGAACAACGUUGGAAAGUGUUUGAAUCUCGUCGAAUUUUUAUAAAGUAAAACAGUUCAACAUUGGUGAUACCUGUAUAAUAUAAAAAGUUAUCGUUUACACAGUGAAUACUGCCUAAUUAUCCCGACUGCCGUUUCAAUCCGACCGCACAUUUUUAUUCUACGCGAUAUAUUUUCAACGAAAAAACCCGCCAAAAACCUAGUCAAAUCCUUGGCAACUAUGCCAAAAGUUGAAAAGUUUUCCGGAAUUGUCAACGUUCGAACACCUCUCGUUCAUUUAUCCUCCUACAAGUGGAUUAAUUGAGACUCCCCUUGGAAGUCUCGAUCUCCCUCGGAUCGUAAUUGGAACGAGUGCUCGACCGAGGGUUACGAGAUCAAUUGAUUCGUCGAGCUAUCGGAGUACAGGAAAGGAAAGUCUCUAGAAGAGAAGAGGAGAAAGCUUUUGGUUUCGACCCAGUGCGUCCAGGUGAAUCGUCGGAUCGUUGGAUCUUGAAAUCUCCUCCGAUCGGGUGGCAAAAUUGCGGAGGGCCGAGCCGAGCGAAGAGUCGAGGAGGACGAGAAAGGCGAGUCGAGAGGAUGUCGACGACGGCGGCGCAAUGCAGCAGCGGCGGCAACAUCGGCAACAAGAAGGAGAACACCGGCUGCACCGGCGGCAGCAACAGCAGCUGCAAUUAGUGCCGGUUCACGACGGUCGCGAGACUAGGUAACCGCUGAAAGGGCGGCGAAGAGCGCGGGGGGCGGCCAGGCCGAGGUGUUGGUUCGAGGGUGUGUGUGUGCCAGGAGUGCGCGAAAGGGAGACAAAAUGUGGUGGUGGAGGUGCCGGUGGAGUGUCGCGACUACGACCACGGUGUUCGUGUUGGGGAUUGCAACGGUGUACUCGCAGCUCGAGAUAUCUGAUCUGGAUAAGCCAAUUCCAGUGAUUACUAUCAGCGGGGUUGUAGGAAACAAAGUGCACCUUCCUUGUGAUAUUCGUUCUGCCGACAACGACGAAGUGAGCAUGGUACUGUGGUACAAGGAGGGUGCUGGAGAACCCAUCUACAGCUUCGACGUCCGUGGUCGCCGACAGUUCAACAAUGCUCGCCUCUGGUCGUCGCCGACGGCACUGGGACCAAGAGCUUUUUUUAUCACAGCGUCGAAUCCUGCUCACCUCAGCAUCGAUCGGCUGGAAACUAAGGACGAAGGGAUCUAUCGGUGUCGAGUGGACUUUAAGAAUUCGCCGACGAGAAAGCAAAAGAUGAAUUUGACUGUUAUAGUUCCUCCGUCGAAGCCGAUGAUACUGGACGGGACGACGAGGGACAUCUCGAGGUUGGAGGAGCCGUACAACGAGGGGAGUGACGUGAACCUGAUUUGCGAGGUACGAGGUGGCAGGCCGCCCCCGAAGCUGACGUGGUACCUCGAGAACACCGUGAUAGACGAAUCCUAUCGCUACAACGCCGAGACCGGAGUCACGGUUAACCUCUUGUCCUAUCCCAAAGUUGGAAGGCAACAUCUGAAGGCUCGGUUGAUCUGCGAGGCGAGCAACACGAAUUUGGUGCCACCGCAGACCAGGCUGGUCAUCUUGGAUAUGAAUCUAAAGCCAUUGGUCGUGCAAAUUUUGACGAAGGAGCCUCGAGUUUCCGCUGACAAAAACUACGAAGUGGAGUGCAGGACAAGUGGUUCUAGACCAGAACCAGUAAUUACUUGGUGGAAAGGGGACAAGCAGAUUAAGAAAAUAGCGCAAAACUACGCGCUGGAAAAUAAUCAGACUCUUAGUAUCCUGAGUUUCGUGCCAAGCAUCGACGACGACGGCAAAUACUUAACUUGUCGGGCGGAGAAUCCUGUUAUUCCUGAAAGCGCUUUGGAGGAUAGGUGGAGGCUGGACGUGCAGUAUCAGCCUGUGGUAACUCUGAAGAUGGGCAAGACCUUGAAUCCAGAUGAUAUCAAAGAGGGUGACGAUGUCUACUUCGAGUGCUCGGUCAGGGCUAAUCCAAAAGUGUACAAGCUUGCCUGGUUUAAGGAUGGUAGAGAGCUUAAAAACAAUGCCACGGCAGGUAUCGUCCUCAGCGAUCAUUCUCUGGUUCUUCAGCGUAUAACUCGAUACUCGGCAGGUGAUUACACUUGUCUCGUUGCCAACAGCGAAGGGAAGACUGCCAGUAAUCCGGUGACUCUUCAAAUAAUGUAUACCCCGGUGUGCAAGGAGGGAAGGGGCGAGGUGGUUGUGGGUGCGCUGAAGCAAGAGACCGUAUCGCUGGUUUGUUCCGUGGAAAGUCAUCCAGCACCGUUGACUUUCCACUGGACAUUCAAUAAUUCUGGGGAGCUAGUUGAGGUCCCUCAUCCCCGUUACUCCCAUGUGGCGGCGGUCGGGACGCCGUCUGUCGCAGAGAGCCUGAAGGAGUACCAACAAUUCCAUGGGCCCAGGUUGAACUAUACACCCGCAACGGAAAUGGACUACGGUACGGUGGCAUGCUGGGCGAGCAACCAGGUUGGCAAGCAACGGACGCCAUGCCUCUUUCAGGUGAUAGCCGCAGGACGUCCGUACGCUCUGCAUAACUGCACAACGACGGAAAUGUCCGCGCCUUUGGACUCGGAGGAGUUGAGCGCGAGAUCCGGUGGGACAGGACUGAUAGUUCGCUGUUUGGAGGGUUACGAUGGCGGUCUUCCGAUCUACAGCUACCAGUUGGAGGUAGUCGCGGACGAGGAUGGCGGGCCAAUUUUGUUGAACAAAACUGUGCCGGCAAACCCGAACGGACCGACUUUCGACGUGACGGGCCUAACCACGGGAAGGAGUUAUCGACUUUUUCUAUACGCGAUUAAUGCAAAGGGGAGGAGCGAGCCUACCAUUCUCGAGCCAGUGACCCUGAAGGGUGUCGCCAUGUACACGACCGGGAACACGGACGCGUCAAUGCUGAGCCCGUUGCUGUUGGGCCUCGCGGCAACAGCGACCUUUUUGGCCCUGGCCGUAGCUGGAAUCCUGGCGGCGCUCUACCGGAAGCACUCGAACGGCCGCCCCGGAAGUCCAAAGCACGCUCCCAUCGUGUGCGACCCUCCUAAUACAGGUGCAACAACUCCGGUCCACCCCCAGACCAAGCAGGCGGUCGAUGACAUCGAUCCAGACAUCAUACCCAACGAGUAUGAGAGAAGACCUCUAACGUACACUCCAAUAUAUAAGACGCCUCCGCAACGAAGAAAGAAGGAUCGUGUCAUGGACGAGGCAAUCUCGCCAGAGAAAAGGCCGAUCGUGCAACACGGUCUUGAUCUACCACCUGACUCGUUGUUGAGCGACUGUCUGCCAACGCCGACUAUAAAUUAUCCCCAAAAUCACAUAUCCCAAUCGAAUACGUACAGCAAUCCACCCACCAUGGCUGACUUCAAGCAGAUGGCAAUGGAUGAUUACAAUCAACGAAACAAGCAAAACAUGUACUACAGCCUCCAGAGGUCAGGCAAAGGUUUGUCAUCGAUGCCGCAGAGGCCGGUCUCCUCCUCGGUCUCAGCGCAGGGGAAGUUCCAUCAGCCGGAAGUGGUGACGCGCUCGAAUCGGAUACAAGAAAGUUGUAUAUAAAUCUCGCGAUCAAAGUCUCGCCGUGUCGAGAGACUCGAGUGGCUCAGAGAGCGUUCUCUCAAAGAGAAGCUAGUUACAAAUUGCGCGGGAAUCCCAAAUCCACGAAAGGGGAGGAAUUCUCGAAUUCUCGCGUGAAAUCUCGUGCGUUGCGUCUUCCCACGACGGUCGACGUCUCUACGUUACGAAAAACGUUGUACAAAAAAAAAAAAAGGAAAAAAGGAAAAAAAAUAAGAAGAGAGGAAAGAAGAAGAAGUAAUGAAAUAAAAGAGAAAGCGAGAUGAGAAAUUUCCGGGUCGUCGUGACGGGAACGAGGAAUAGCAUACAGGCGAUUUUAGUCGUGUAGAUUGGACAAGUGGAAUAUCGGGAUACUCGACGAGUUAAUGAAACGUCGAUGAUUAGACAGGAACUCGAUGCUUGAUGGAGUGUAUCGGAUCGUGAUGGGUUCUCGUUCGAUUGUCCGUUCUUUUUCUACCUGCAGAUUUUUAUAACGGAGUUCGGCCACGUUCGCGAGUAAAACGAAGAGACCGGGUUUCGAAGAGGAUGGAAACCGAGUGCCCGAUAAGAGAGAGGUCCAAUUUGACGGCGGAUCGUCGUCGAAUCGCCCGACACGUGGUAACGUGGAGGAAUAUCGAAUGUCCCAUCCUCGUUCUCGGCUCAUGUACCGAGAACCCAGGAUCAUCCGUACAUUUUACUGUUUAUAUGAGAUUAGUUUUUGUACAAAGAUUCUAUUGUAAAUAGGCGAGAUAGCCUGGCCCUAGUUGGAUAGUCACAACCGAUGUCCGAAUUUCAUUCGCUAAAAAAGUCACGUGUUGUUAAGUCAGGGGAGAGAGGAUUGUUCGGUCACGUAAGAUAAAUACUCGAUGGCAUACGAAAUAAAGAGAAUACGUUUCAUCUGUUUUACAGAAACGAGUGCCUCGCCCACUUGUCGUCCUGUCCGAACCUUUUCCCGAUCUUCUCUAUUUAAGAGAGGAGAGAACGUACGGAAUGAACAGCCGAAAUUUCGGCCGCACGUGAGCCGAAUCUCGUUACACGGUCCAGUGUCCAUCACGUUCCCUAUGCCGAACGUGAAGGAAAUCUUGGGGUGCAUCCACGACGAUGAAAAUACCAUGAAAAUUUUACUCCAAGUGGGAUCACACGAUGGAGUGUUUGGCUUAAGAAGUUGGCCGAAAUUCAAAUUUUCAAACUCUUAAGGACCUAGGAAGUAUGCUUAAGAUGAAAUCGAUUAUGCAUUUGGAAAUAAUCCAAAGAUACACUAUUGUAUUACUUGUUAACAGUGUUUUAAUCUAUUUGAUCCUGUUAAAAUUAUUUUAAAAUUGCUGGUAAAAUUUUAUAAUUAUUUUUUUCCUUUUUUCAGACGUACAUAUCUGAUCUUUAAAUUGAGAAUCUUAAUAUGAAAAUUUUUUUUUGGCCAGCUUUUUAAGCUGAAUAUUCCAUAGUACUGUUCGAGUACGGUCUCAAUUUUAACGAUGAUUAAAAUAUGAUUAAUUUUUUGUUCAGUAUAAUCUAUAAUAAUGUUUAAUUGAUUUUAUAUUCUAGUUUGGAAUUAUUUUAAUCUUAAUAGAGAUAUAUUUUGUUUAUUGAAUCGUGUAAACAUUAUUUUGCCUAAUUUUUGCCUUAAACGAAGCUGGAUGUAUCGUUUGAAUUCAUUUUUUGUUGGCAUUAUGUUGUCACUUGGAUAUUCGAUCGAUAUGUUUUUAUGUAUUAUAGCGCUUCAAUAUAAAUUUUAUUUGUCAUU